GGAAAUGAAGCAGACGACAUUCAAGAUUCAACGAGUUUGACAGUUUUUUAACAAAUCCGAUAAAAAUGUCACGAUUAAACAGUUCUACUCACGAAAAUCUAACAGAUUCUAUUAUUAAAAACUUGUUUAGUAAAGGAAUUUUCACAGACUUUGACUUUAUUAAUAAGGAUACGAAAUUGUUGAGUAAAAUCACCGGCUUUUCGUUUAAGAGAAUUGUUGAAAUUAAAAAUGAAUUCUCCGAGUUUCGUGGAGGUUGUACCACAAUUGUAGGAGCCGAUUAUUACGAAAAUGAAACAGUUUUCACGUCAGGAAUAUUGAAUUUAGACAAGUUGUUGGGUGGUGGAUUUUAUUCGAAUCAAAUUUACGAAUUUUGCGGAGCCUCUUCAGCUGGUAAAACACAAUUGUGCUUGUCGAUUGCAACAAAUAUUGCAUUGGAAAAAAAUUAUGUUGUUCAUUAUAUUGAUACGAAGGGAGAUUAUUCAGUUACUCGAGUCGUUCAGAUUUUGAAUGCAAAAAAUUGCAGUGAUGAGGAUAUUGUACGUGUUUUAAUGAAUAUUAAAGUAACAAAAAUCACGAAUUCGAAAGGAAUAUUUUCUAUUUUGAAUUAUUUGGGAAAUAUAACAAAGGAGGAAUUUAAAACAAAAUUAUUAAUAAUUGAUUCAUUGUCUACAUUUUGUCUUACGUCGACUGCAAAAACUGAGACAAUGUAUUCUUUAAUUCAUUUAAAAAAUAUGAUUCGAUUUAUUACGAAUGAAUUUAAUAUUCCUGUGAUAACGACAAAUUUAGUGACACAAUGGACAGAGGAAAAUCCAUUGAAAAAUGGUGUAAAUGUCACGAUUUUUAAACCAACAUUGGGAAAAUUUUGGUACACAGUUCCAAAUACAAGAAUUUUAUUGAAAUAUUUAAAAGACGAGGAGAGGGAAAUUUCAAUUUGGCAAAGUGUAGAUUUCAAAAUUGGCACUUUUUGUAAUUUAAAUAUAACUUCCACUGGUUUUUCUUAGUAUAAAUUUUGUUUUUGCUAAUUUUUCUAAUUUUUUAAUUAUUUAUAAUAUUGUAAUAAUUUCUAGGAAAAUUUGAUUUUUUCUCAAUUUAUUCUA
This is a messenger RNA of Leptopilina heterotoma, 1097 nucleotides long. It is a transcript of the gene Rad51D, whose product is annotated as DNA repair protein RAD51 homolog 4-like. The coding region runs from base 66 to 1001 and encodes 311 amino acids. Gene Ontology annotation, molecular function: ATP binding; four-way junction DNA binding; single-stranded DNA binding. Gene Ontology annotation, cellular component: Rad51B-Rad51C-Rad51D-XRCC2 complex; centrosome; replication fork. Gene Ontology annotation, biological process: double-strand break repair via homologous recombination; telomere maintenance; DNA strand invasion. The record is from RefSeq and is a predicted model, not a curated record. NCBI's taxonomy places the organism in Eukaryota, Metazoa, Arthropoda, Insecta, Hymenoptera, Figitidae. The transcript is spliced from 4 exons.